UAAGACGACAAACCUUGAAAGUUUGGCAUUGGUAAUUGGUUUAUUUUGUGACCCAUAGAAAUUAAUUUCGUAUUUCCGUACCAAAAUAUUUAUGUUUUCAGUAUGUAUAUUUCAAUAUUAUUCUAUAAAAGUGAUUAAUAAAUUCUUUCUUUUAAUAUCCCAAUAUAAUUCACAAUGCAUUAAGUAUUUACAAAAUAUUGUCAUGUUUGGCGGGCAUAGAACUCCGUAGUGGCUUGAUGGUUCCUUGUUAGUCAUGUCGGAUUGCGCGCUGGUAACCAGUGUAAGCGAACACGAUGCCAGUAUGGAUGUGGGGAACGAUAAAUCCCUCUUCGAGCCUACUAUUGAAAUGAUGGUAAAUGAUUUUGACGACGAGAGAACAUUAGAUGAAGAAGAAGCUCUGGCGGCGGGUGAGCAUCAAGAUCCAAAAGCAGAAUUGAAUAGUCUACAGCGUGAAGGUGAUAUGCCCUUAGAAGAAUUACUGGCUUUAUAUGGUUAUAAUAGAAACAUGGAGAAGCCAGCACCAGAACCGACUCCUGAAGUAGUAGCAGUGGAGAAUGAUAAGAAUGAAUCUGAAUUACAGCAAUUAUACACUGAGACAACAAAUACAGAGGUCCCUCGGUGCCUGAGAUCUGGCUCUAGACCCCCUUCGGAGGAAGAGGAAGAUUAUGAUUACAGUCCUGAUGAGGAUGAUUGGAAAAAAACUAUUAUGGUUGGGAGUGAUUACCAAGCUGGUAUUCCUGAAGGUUUGUGCAGCUAUGAUGAUGCAUUACCAUAUGAGAAUGAAGAUAAAUUAUUAUGGAACCCAGAUAUUCUUGAUGAAAAAGUGACUGAAGAAUAUAUGAGAAAAAUAUGUGCUAUGAAUAGUGAAACAGGUAUUGAUGCUGUACCUCGUGGCAAACAAUUAAGGGAUGAUGAAGAAGCAUUAUUUUUACUCCAACAAUGUGGUCACAAUGUAGAUGAGGCACUUAGAAGAAGACGUAUCACUUCACAAACACCAGCUCAUGCCAAUGUCUGGUCAGAAGAGGAAUGUCGGAACUUUGAAAAUGGUAUUAAAAUGCAUGGGAAGGACUUCCAUUUAAUACGACAGCAAAAAGUCCGUACAAGAUCAGUCGGAGAGUUAGUACAAUUCUAUUAUAUUUGGAAGAAGACUGAACGACAUGAUAUAUUUGCAAACAAAACCCGGUUGGAAAAGAAAAAAUAUACUUUACAUCCUGGCCAUACUGAUUACAUGGACAGGUUUUUAGAAGAACAGGAAGCUACUGGUGCAACUAUUGUGCGACCUGUAUCUCCAACACAGAUGAUGGUUUAUGUGUCUUCACCUGCACCUCAACCAGAUCCUCUUGCUUUAGGAGAGAAAGAGGAACUGGUUGACCGAACGCUGCUACAUAUUCAACUAGGUUUGCUGCUGCACAAUAAACCUGACCCAAUAUAGAAAAAUAUGUCUAAUAAUGAUAAUAAUACAAAACUUCAGGUGCAUAAAGAGAGAGAUAAUUUGAAGGUAACAGAUGUGAAAACUCCGUAAAGUAUAUUUAUCCAGAGGUAAGGAGACCUAGUUUUUUCUGUAUUAUCUAGUGAUUUGCCGAAAUCUUUUUUCUCUCUUUAACAUUUAUAUUUAAUACUGGCUCAUAGUAUAUUUGAAUAUACAGACAACUUAAAUAUUUUAUAAAUCUCAUUCGCUAUAACAUUCAUGUACUACAAAUCUUAUUAAGAAGAGCUACGAAUAAUCAUAAAAUUUAUUUGUCCUCAAAUCAA
Messenger RNA from Leptidea sinapis, 1752 nucleotides. RefSeq names its product mesoderm induction early response protein 1. The record is from RefSeq and is a predicted model, not a curated record. Gene Ontology annotation, biological process: negative regulation of transcription by RNA polymerase II. The coding region runs from base 254 to 1432 and encodes 392 amino acids. Gene Ontology annotation, molecular function: histone deacetylase binding; transcription corepressor activity. NCBI's taxonomy places the organism in Eukaryota, Metazoa, Arthropoda, Insecta, Lepidoptera, Pieridae. The transcript has 2 exons. Gene Ontology annotation, cellular component: nucleoplasm.